Messenger RNA from Fusarium oxysporum Fo47, 1635 nucleotides. Its product is annotated as FAD dependent oxidoreductase-domain-containing protein. Gene Ontology annotation, molecular function: oxidoreductase activity. Gene Ontology annotation, cellular component: cytoplasm. The transcript is spliced from 3 exons. The record is from RefSeq and is a predicted model, not a curated record. The coding region runs from base 1 to 1572 and encodes 523 amino acids. Lineage: Eukaryota; Fungi; Ascomycota; Sordariomycetes; Hypocreales; Nectriaceae.
AUGGCGACCGAUAAGACACAGAUUGAAAGCCAAAUUAGGCCUGGUACAGACGACGAGCUGAACUUGUAUCUCAACCCAGCUACAGCCCGAUUUCUCAAAAGUGUGUCAAAGGCAAUCCUGCAAGACCCAGGACUACCCAGGCCAAAUCCAACAGUGUCAGCUUGGCAGGUUCCUCCUCAUCCGUCUCUGGCCUCGAUACAGUCGAGGGAUCUUCCAGAAUUUACUGAUUUUGCGGUGAUUGGCUCCGGCAUUACUGGUUGUAGUGUCACAAAGGCACUCCUCGAACACCCAUCUACAGCUAACUCAUGUGUAACGGUGUUUGAGGCCCGCACUCUUGUCAGUGGAGCAACAGGACGCAAUGGGGGACAUCUUGUCACAGCAUCUGGGCAUACAUUCGGCCCCCUGGCUGAACAGCAUGGAACUGAAGCGGCAAGGGAGAUCACUUGCUUUAGCAUCAUGAAUAUUGAGCAUUUGAUGAAACUGGUAAGAGAAUUCGAUUCUGCUUUGCAAGAAGAGUGCCAGAUACGAGAUGUCCUGAAAGUCAUGGCUGUUGGAGACGACGAGACAUGGGCUUCUGCGAAGAGCUCGGUUCUGGGCUUCCAGGACAAAGUUCCAGAGUACAGUGCUUAUCACAGUAUAAUUGAAAGAGACCAGGUUCCAGAGAGAUGGAAUAUCAAGAAUGCAUCUGGGGCUGUUGAACAUGAAGCUGGUGCAAUUUGGCCCUAUCGACUGCUGACAGGUAUCUACCAACGCCUGUUGGACAAGUACUCUGAUCGACUGAAUAUCGAGACAAAUACGCCAGUCACUCGCGUUGAGUUCUCUCAGGGAUUAUAUCCCUACGCCAUCACUACCCCGAGGGGGAGCAUCCGAGCGAAAAAGGUCAUCCAUUGUACGAAUGGGCACGCGGCACACUUGCUGCCCAACUUAGCUGGAGGCCUUUAUCCAUUCCGAGGAACAAUGUCAGUUCAAAAGCCGGGACCGUUGUUUCCAGAAUACAAAGGAACUAGAUCUUGGAGCUUGUCUCACAAGUCAACCCUGGAUGCCGAAACUGGCUUCUUCGACACUGGCCUCUAUUAUUUGCAGCAAAAUGCUCUGACGGGGAGCAUUUGGAUCGGGAACGAGACGGCUUUUGUGAAGGAUAUCCUGACUGCAGAUGAUACUUAUGUCCCUAAAGAAGCGAGGCAGGCACUUUCUACUGUUUUGCCAAAAUUGUUUCUAGAUGGCUGGGGAUCGGAGACCGUUUCGGAGAUCGAGACUGUCUGGUCAGGCAUUCAAGGACAUACAGCGGAUGGACUUCCUAUAGUUGGCAAGAUACCCGAGUCUUUGACGGGCACUAUUGGUGACGAUGGACAGUGGAUAGCUGCAGGAUUCAACGGUUAUGGCAUGGACAAGUGCUGGCUGACGGGUGAGGCGUUGGUAAAAAUGAUACUUGGAGAGGAUGUCAGCGAGUGGUUUCCUCGGGCAUUCCUCGUCACGGAAGAACGUCUCCAGACCAAGCUCACAGCUGAUCAAACGUUGCUCAAGUUUGCAAGGAUCGCUCUACCCGGCGGUGCCAAGGAGGGGAAGCUGUAGAAUGUUGGACAGUGGAACAGAAUAGUCUAUAGCAUCAUGAACUCCCUCGACAUGACUUUCAAC